This is a messenger RNA of Xiphophorus maculatus (southern platyfish), 1161 nucleotides long. It is a transcript of the gene pla2g12a, whose product is annotated as phospholipase A2 group XIIA. The record is from RefSeq and is a predicted model, not a curated record. Gene Ontology annotation, molecular function: A2-type glycerophospholipase activity; calcium ion binding. The coding region runs from base 158 to 805 and encodes 215 amino acids. Gene Ontology annotation, cellular component: extracellular region. Gene Ontology annotation, biological process: arachidonate secretion; lipid catabolic process; phospholipid metabolic process. Lineage: Eukaryota; Metazoa; Chordata; Actinopteri; Cyprinodontiformes; Poeciliidae. The transcript is spliced from 4 exons.
UUUACUGUUAAAAACGUUACUCUGAUUCAAGACGGAUCCUCUGUGACGAUUCCCAAAAGUGACGACAUUGUUUGUCCAGGAUCACGUGACAUUGGAAACCCGGAAGUAAUGUUACAACUGAUAAUUGUCUGAUCGCUGGUAUGUUUUUAGCUAAAACAUGUCAGACAUGACAUGUCAUGACAGCGGGAGGUCAGGCAGAACUUCAGCUGGCAUGAUGGGUCCAGGUGCGCUGCUGUCCGUCCCGGUUCUGCUGCUCGGUCUGCUCUGCUGCUGCGGGCUUUUCCCAGAUGUUUCUGCCUGUGAGGAAGAACCGGAGACCCCGGACUGGAGGAUGACUCUGAGAACCAUCCGGAACGGGAUUCACAAGAUCGACACGUACCUGAACGUAGCGCUGGACCUGUUCGGCGGGGAUGACGGACUCUGUCGGUACUCAUGCAGCGAUGGAUUCAAGCCGAUGCCUCGUCCCGGCUACAGGCACCCUCCACCCAACGGAUGCGGCUCCCCGCUUUUUGGAUUUCAUUUCGACCUGGGAAUCCCGUCCAUGACCAAAUGCUGCAACCAGCACGACCGCUGCUACGACUCCUGCGGCCGCCUGAAGCACGACUGCGACGAUCAGUUCCAGGACUGCCUGGAGACCAUCUGCAGGAACGUGCAAAGGACUCUGGGAUUGGCCCAGACGGUCCAGGCAUGCGAGUCUGCAGUCAAGCUCCUCUUUGACGCCGUCAUGCACCUGGGCUGCAAGCCGUACCUGGACAGCCAGCGGGAGGCCUGCGUGUGCCAGUACGAGGUGAAGAAGGAGCUCUGACGGCGCUGCAGACAAACAGACUCUGAAAUUCGGACGCCGGAUAAAUAAACUUUUCUGAAAACAUGUAGAUUUUUCUCAGGGAUGUAGCCUCUUUGGCUAAAAUUAAACACUGCAAUGCAAAGUGAAUGUAACAUAAACAAUUUUUCUUGUAGGUGGUAGCUAAUAUUUGUCCCUUUGCGAUCCACUAUUUAUAUAUGUAUUGUUGUAAAUCCACAGGUUUCUGUGAUGAAAUGGAAACUGGUUUCAUUCAUGUUUUGACUGGACACAACAUUUUAACAAACAGUAAAAAGGGUUUUACAGAGUUCAAAGGUCAGCAAUAAAGCACACAACAAUGUUCUGCAAUAUCUUAUAACAAA